AUGACAAAGAUGUUUGCUGUGAUUCUAGCUCUAGCAUUGGGGGCAGCAGUGGCAAACUUCGCCCAAGCCCAAGAUGGUUCGUGCUCUUCUUCGAAGCCAUGCCCACCGGGAUACUGUUGUAGCAAAUGGAACUACUGCGGCCAAGGCUCGGAAUACUGCGGCAAUACUCCACCGGCACCACCAUACGGAGGAACACCGCCUCCUCAUCCAUCGCCAUCGCAUCCAUCUCCGCCCCAUCACCCAAGUCCGCCGAGCCCCCCAUCUCCAUCCCACCCGGGCGGGAAAGGCAAGAUCGCGGCUUACUGGGGACAGAAUGGAAAUGAAGGUCCUCUGGACAAGGUUUGCGCGAGCGACAACUACGAGAUCAUCCUCCUCUCCUUCCUCAACGAGUUCGGCAACUUCCAGCGCCCGAUGCUCAAUCUCGCCGGCCACUGCGAUCCAUACUCCCACGGCUGCACUGUUCUAAGCGGUCAAAUCAAGUCGUGCCAGUCAAGCGGGGUCAAAGUCUUGCUGUCGCUCGGCGGUGGCGACUCUCCCGGGAGAUUGGUGAGCGAUGCCGACGCCGCCGAUCUCGCCAAGCGAUUGUGGGCGAGCUUCCUCGGCGGGGAUUCCUCGGACAGGCCCUUGGGCGACGCUGUUCUUGACGGGAUCGAUCUGGACGUGGAGUCGGGCGCCACCCCAGAGUUAUACGCCGGGCUCGUUCGCCACCUUCGCAGCAUUGCCGGGAGCUCCAAGGUUUUGGUGUCUGCCGCGCCGCAGUGCCCCUUCCCGGAUGCAAAUCUCGGCUCCGCGGUGCAAACUCCUGGAUUGUUUGAUUUCAUCUUCGUGCAGUUCUACAACAAUCCCCCCUGCGCAUAUGUUGAUGGCGACGAUGGAAAGCUCCUGGAUUCUUGGAAGCAGUGGUCUUCGUCGAUUCCCAGCGCGAAGAUCUAUCUGGGAUUGCCGGCGUCUCCGAGCGCUGCCGGGUCCGGGUUUCUUCCGGCUCAUGUCGCGACGUCGAGCGUCUUGCCGGAGAUCAAGUCAUCUCACAACUAUGGUGGAGUGAUGCUUUGGUCGGUGUUUUACGAUCAGCAAGAGUCUUACAGCGAGUCCAUCCAGUCCAGUGUUUAA
Selaginella moellendorffii is the source of this 1110-nucleotide messenger RNA. RefSeq names its product acidic endochitinase. The coding region runs from base 1 to 1110 and encodes 369 amino acids. The record is from RefSeq and is a predicted model, not a curated record. Lineage: Eukaryota; Viridiplantae; Streptophyta; Lycopodiopsida; Selaginellales; Selaginellaceae. Gene Ontology annotation, biological process: carbohydrate metabolic process. Gene Ontology annotation, molecular function: chitinase activity; chitin binding. The transcript has a single exon. Gene Ontology annotation, cellular component: extracellular region.